Messenger RNA from Seminavis robusta, 1835 nucleotides. The record is from the annotation of a GenBank genome assembly. Lineage: Eukaryota; Bacillariophyta; Bacillariophyceae; Naviculales; Naviculaceae.
CUAAACCUUGUCCCAGACUGGCAGGCAGAUUGCAGAUCGAAGCCAAAAGAGCACCAAGAUAGCUAGGUACCCAGCUUCGCCCUGCUGUGCAUGGCAAUUAAGCUGGGUUUUGAUCGACUGCCAAAAAGGAAGCAUCGGAUCCUUCCGAAGUGGUACUUGGCGCCUUGAAGGAGGCAAAUGGCGAUGCAUUGAAGUUGGCGCUUCGUGAGUUGACGCCUUGGUUGUCACCAGGUUCUACCAGUACCGUAUAUGGCUGCAUGGCCCAUGACCGCUGAUCGUGUGCCCUGCUGCACUGCAUGGUGAUCCUCAUCACACUUCUUCCACAACAUUACGUUCCGCUGAAGUUUUAAAAGAUGAGCGGCUCGGCUGCAACAGUGGCAAAAACACUUUAUGUUCUCAAGCUAGAAAAUGGCAAGUAUUAUGUGGGAAAGACAAACAACUUAAAACGUCGGUAUGAAGAACAUUUGGCGGGACGUGGAAGUAAAUGGACUAAGCGACACCGUCCCAUUGAAAUUUUCCAUCAAGAACCGUGCAAUGGCUUUUUUGAAGACGCUUUUGUCUAUACCUACAUGAGUCGCUAUGGCAUCCAAAACGUCCGCGGAGGAACAUACUCAAAGAUCCGUCUGAGUAAAGACGAUAGAGCUAGAAUCGAGAUGCAGUUCCGUCACGCCGGGGAUCAAUGCUUUGUUUGCCGUAGUAGCAAUCAUUUUGCCAAGGCAUGCCCACAACUUGAUGUUAGACGUGGUGGAGUAGAGUAUGAACGUGAUCGACAACAUGGAACAAGGAGACGUGUUCAGUGUUCCCGCUGUGGUCGAGAUUCCCACACAGAGGAAGACUGCUUUGCAGCUACACACGUCCGUGGACAUUCUAUAGUGCCAAGUGUUGAGGAAGAAGAUGACUGCGAUUCCAGCGAUGAGUCUGAGAGUGACGACGACAGUCAUGGCUGUUCCAGAUGCGGCCGCAAUAGCCAUUCUACAGAUGAUUGCUAUGCCCGUACCAGUGUGAAUGGAGAUCCUCUGAGUGAUGACUCCAGUGAUGAAUCGGAGAGUGAUGAUGGCAGUCAUGAUGGCUGUUCAAGAUGCGGUCGCAAUAGUCAUAUUGAAGCUCAUUGCUAUGCACGUACCAGUGCAAAUGGCAGUCGUUUGAGGUAGAAGCAGCGGUAUGUGUGGCCGGACGGCUGUGCUUUGUUACACACAAGCCACCAGAGAAAUUGGUGGGUUGGUCUUUGGAAGCAUUGUUGAGAAUCCGAAAAAGUUUUGUCGAUUGACUGCUCUAUCGCUAGCUACUAGUGCCGUGGGCCUCUCCAGGACAGCGUGAUGCUACAUCCACCUCCUCUAAACCCCCGUCUGCGUUGCUGCAUCCAACAGCCUACAUGCCUAGUAGCUAGCUAGUAGCUACGGGUAAUAGUAGCUAGCUAGUUGGCCUUUUGAUCUCUCGCAGAGAUUGUUUUCGACUACACUCCCUCUAACUAGAUACGUUAAGGAGCGAGGGGGGCGAGGCUAGGCAAAGCAGUGGCUGCGGUGGUGGGUGGCUGUUGUGGUGGGCAUACGGGGAGAGCAAUGAGGACGCGAGCAGGGCAAAACAAGGGGGGCAGGGAAGGGGGGUGCAUGGAGGAAAACCAGGAAUCCCUCUAACCCAUAGUAAGCUGCCCAUUUAUGUCUCUGUGGAUCCCGGCAAAGCUAAACCCUUUGGCCCGAGUAAUGGUCCUCAAAUUCUUACCCCUGAUCCCACAGAACCUAGCUGGUCUUGAAUUUCGACUGUUCUUUGCUUUUAAAAGCCUGGCCCCGGCUGGCUUCUGUAGAUAAUUUCCUUACUCUAAACCCCCCUUUAUUAGU